Cantharellus anzutake is the source of this 1470-nucleotide messenger RNA. Its product is annotated as alpha/beta-hydrolase. Gene Ontology annotation, molecular function: serine-type carboxypeptidase activity. The transcript is spliced from 13 exons. The coding region runs from base 1 to 1470 and encodes 489 amino acids. Gene Ontology annotation, biological process: proteolysis. NCBI's taxonomy places the organism in Eukaryota, Fungi, Basidiomycota, Agaricomycetes, Cantharellales, Hydnaceae. The record is from RefSeq and is a predicted model, not a curated record.
AUGCCGUUGUUGUGUUUACCAUUCUCACACAUUGCAGAAUACCAUGUUGAUGGGAAAAAAAUUCCAGAGGUUGACUUUGAUGUUGGUGACAGCUGGGCAGGUUUGAUGCCAAUUUCCGCUAAAAAGGGAGAGAAGCGAAAACUUUUUUUCUGGUUUUGGCCUUCGAAAGAUCCUCGACAUGUUGAUGAUCUCGUGUUCUGGACGAACGGCGGUCCUGGGUGUUCGUCAAUGAUGGGUUUCUUGCAAGAGAAUGGUCCGUUUAAGUGGCCAACGGGAACCGCGAAGCCUAUCCCCAACCAGUGGUCAUGGACAAAUCUCAGUCACGUUCUUUGGGUAGAACAGCCUGUUGGAACCGGGUUUUCUCAAGGCACCCCUAACAUUCAUGACGAUGAUGAGCUGGCAGCUCAACUUGCCGGAUUUUUGGUUCAAUUCUUGGAGGUCUUCAAGGAACUGAAAGGAAAGAACUUUUAUGUAACAGGAGAAUCAUAUGCCGGAUACUAUGUGCCGUAUAUUGCAAACUACCUGUACGAACAUCCUGGAUUGGUCCCUCUUAAAACCAAGGGAAUUUGGUUAACUGAUCCCUCCGUCUCAUGGGACAUCGUAACGGAAUAUAUCCCCGCGUACAACUUUGCUAAUAAAUGGAAAGACGUCCUCGGCCUAAAUGCUUCGUACCUCCAGACGCUCAAGAACGCCUCGGAUUUCUGCGGCUUCACGAACUAUGCGGCGACCUAUGCCACAUACCCACCUCCACCAGGCCCGUUCCCUUUGCCUCCGCAAGCUUACGUACCGGGAACCGUACCGAAUUAUGCAAACAUUACGAGUGGAUGUUUGUUAUGGGAUGAUAUCUACAAUGCGUCUGCCAUGGCGAAUCCGAAUUUUAAUGUUUAUAGGAUCUUCGAUGGAUGGCCCGUCCUUUGGGACGUGAUUGGGUUUCCGGGGUCUUUCUUUAAUUAUCAAUCCCCUGUUUACUUUGCUCGAAGGGAUGUCCAGGAUGCUAUUCAUGCUCCUCACAUCGAUUGGAGUGAAUGCUCUACGAAACCGGUAUAUGUUAAUGGACAGGAUAACUCUGUUCCUUCGAUGCUAAGCGUCAUGCCGAACGUCAUUCAAAAGAGUGCACGAACAGUCGUCAUGCAUGGGUUGGCCGAUUAUGUCCUAAUCGCUGAAGGGACGAGAAUCGCUAUUCAAAAUAUGACUUGUAUGGGGGGCUUGAAAGGUUUCCGAACUCCUAUCGUCAAGGAAUCAUUCGUCAUUGACGGGUUUGGUGCAAUUGGGAAUUUGCAUCAAGAGCGAAUGACUUAUGUGGAAGUUAAUCUUGCUGGACACAUGAUGCCGGAAUAUGCCCCUUGGGCAGCCUACAAGACCCUCUGGUACCUCCUCGGACGGGGCGAAUUGACGUCCAGUGCAAUCGAUGACUCAUUGUAUCCUAAUAACUAUCAGCUUUUCGGGCAGUGGUCUCCGCCCACCCAUUAA